Closterium sp. Yama58-4 is the source of this 459-nucleotide messenger RNA. NCBI's taxonomy places the organism in Eukaryota, Viridiplantae, Streptophyta, Zygnematophyceae, Desmidiales, Closteriaceae. The record is from the annotation of a GenBank genome assembly.
AUGGGGAGGAUGCACACUGAUGAAAGGUAUGGUGAUGAGAGGUAUGGUGAUGAGAGGUAUGGUGAUGAAAGGUAUGGUGAUGAGAGGUAUGGUGAUGAGAGGUAUGGUGAUGAGAGGUAUGGUGAUGAAAGGUAUGGUGAUGAGAGGUAUGGUGAUGAGAGGUAUGGUGAUGAGAGGUAUGGUGAUGAGAGGUAUGGUGAUGAGAGGUAUGGUGAUGAGAGGUAUGGUGAUGAGAGGUAUGGUGAUGAGAGGUAUGGUGAUGAGAGGUAUGGUGAUGAGAGGUAUGGUGAUGAGAGGUAUGGUGAUGAGAGGUAUGGUGAUGAGAGGUAUGGUGAUGAGAGGUAUGGUGAUGAGAGGUAUGGUGAUGAGAGGUAUGGUGAUGAGAGGUAUGGUGAUGAGAGGUAUGGUGAUGAGAGGUAUGGUGAUGAGAGGUAUGGUGAUGAGAUGGUAUGGCGAUGA